Cyprinus carpio (common carp) is the source of this 1510-nucleotide messenger RNA. RefSeq names its product collagen alpha-1(XIX) chain-like. The transcript has 11 exons. Lineage: Eukaryota; Metazoa; Chordata; Actinopteri; Cypriniformes; Cyprinidae. The record is from RefSeq and is a predicted model, not a curated record. The coding region runs from base 1 to 900 and encodes 299 amino acids.
AUGAAUCGUGUCACUGGAUGCUCUCUCUCACUGGCCUGUCUGAGUGUCCCAGAUUACACAGCUUUCAACCAGCUCAGCCAGCCGUUCCACUCUAUUUGUCACCUUACAUGUGUAUGUUUUGUGUGUUGGGGUGAUCCUGGCCUACCUGGUCCACCUGGUGUUCCUGGUCCUACUGGAAAACCUGGUCCACGUGGUGAUUCAGGGAUCCCUGGAGAGCCGGGAGAACGAGGGCCUGUGGGAGAGACUGGCUUCCCUGGACCUGAAGGGCCUCCUGGAUCCCCUGGAAGGCCGGGAAAAGAUGGAAUUCCAGGCUAUACGGGAGCCACAGGCAGACCUGGAGACAGAGGUACUAAAGGAGAACGGGGAGAUCCAGGGAUUCCAGGAGAAAGAGGAGUACAGGGAGAAAGAGGCAAGGCUGGAGAAAGAGGGGUCAUUGGUCCUCAAGGGCCGCCUGGACAGAAAGGAGAACCUGGAUCUUUAACAACACCAGGGAAUGUCAAUCUGUUGGGAGAUACAGCUGCCUUGGAGGAAAUUAAAACAUUCAUCCGAAAUGAAGUAUUGCGUGUAUUUGAAGAGAGGUUUUCAGACAGUUACUCCUCGCUACAGAAGACACCAGCAGCUAUAUUAGCUGCGCAGGGUCGACAAGGCCCUCCAGGGCCACCCGGUAAUGAUGGCUCCCCAGGACCCCCCGGAGAGCCAGGUCCCCAAGGGUAUCGAGGGCAGAAAGGGGAACGGGGUCAAAUGGGGUUGGGACUUCCAGGACCUCCAGGCCCCACUGGCCCACCAGGUUCACCCGGAAUAGGAUUCCAGGGUCCCCAAGGGCCCCCGGGUUCCCAAGGUCCAGAGGGAAGAUGUAACCCCAGUGACUGCUUCCGUCCAUACACCAGACGGGAUGGGUAGAAUCUGACACAUCCACAUCAAACCUGGAAACCAGUGAACCAGCUCAUCUUCACACGGAUUAAAUCCUAUUAAAACAAACGUAGGAUCCCUGCCGGAGGAGAAGACACACGCAAACUUCUUCCCCACAGAGCAGCCAUUACUAGUGAUGUCAUUUCAUCAUUUAUCUCGGUUUCAUUUCCCAUACUUGUGACCAAUGCAUUUACUCAUUUCCCAAGUUUUGUGAGUAUGACAUGAGAAUUCAAAUCUCAUCAUUACACUAAUCACACCGGACAGGUUUAUCAGAGGCGGCACGGUCAAGGCGAAUGCAGGUGAAAUGAGAAUUUACAUUUGCUUAUUUUCGUCAUGAUGUUGAGAAGUCUGAGUUUUAAUUAAAUUGUGAUGGCGCUAUGCAAUCUAAAAUAGAAAAUGAGUAUGUUAACAAAUAUUAAGUUAAUGUAAAUAACAGAAAAUGUAAUCGUUUUUAAACAUUUAAUUUUGAAAAAUAUUUAUAUAUAAAAGAAGUGUACUUUCCAGCCCUAUGGGAGGAAUAUUGCUUGUAAAGGGAGUUAAUGUCAUGUUGAUCACCUCAGAUGCACUUGUGUGUGUUGUGGUGUGUGUGUGGUGUGUGUGU